Molecule: messenger RNA, 1010 nt
Organism: Anoplophora glabripennis (Asian longhorned beetle)
Lineage: Eukaryota; Metazoa; Arthropoda; Insecta; Coleoptera; Cerambycidae
Exons: 2
Coding region: 190-642 (150 amino acids)
Source: RefSeq, a predicted model, not a curated record
UUGACAUCCCCACUAAUGGAAAAUACCAAAGCGGAAGAAACCGCGGUGGAAUGAUGAGAACCGCAUAAUGAUUGUGUGCAUUUGACCAGAUAAAGUACAUGUGUCUAUAUUAUCAGUACAUGUACAGCAACUGGUCUAUGUUAAUGGUACAAACCCACUAGAAGAAGGCAACCAAGUGAUGCACAAACAAUGAGUUUAAAUAAUUUCAUAUUCUUGUUAAUGGCAGUUCAUUGUCUCGAAUAUGUAGAAAGUGCCGUUUCAGCAACUGAGGUCCCUGGAGUGCAUGAAACCGGAGUAAUGGUCAAAGAAGAACCCAGGAAGAAGCAACAGGACGGCCUCAUGUCGCGGAUUCUACCCAUGCUAGCCACCCCAUUCAUAAUGCAAGUCACCAUACUGCCCCUAGUACUGAUGGGGAUGAAAUUCAUGCUGCUCAGUAGCAUGUUCCUCGGCAAGCUUGGGAUACUGCUGUGGGGCAUCGUUUUAAUCCACAAUCGUAAUAAUUACGGGGGUGGUCUAUACAGCCACAAUAUCAAUGUCGACCACAACGACCAUAUGGGACAUUCCAACUAUGCAAAGGAUUAUCAAUACAGUGACCAUUACAACUAUCGAAGAAGGAGGAGGAGGAGAGACGUAGUUUUGUGAAGCAACGUAAUUAAAAAGAUGAUUUCUUUGUAGUCAAAAGGAACUGUUUAUGUGUAAAUUAUUAAGAUGGUUUUUAAAAUGUUAUUUUAAAAGUUAAUUGAAAUAAACUUAAAAAUGUUUCCAAAAAUCCUAUCAAAUAAAGUCAAACAAUGUUUUUCGAUACCGUAAAUGUGACAUGCAAAAAAUAUCGUAGACGGGAAAUAACUACAACUAGGUACCAAUAGUUAAAUUAAAAUUGUUAUAUCUAAAUAUUAUUAAUCAAAAACCACAUACCUGACAUAUUGUAAUAAUGUAAUCUCUCAAAAAAUUAUAUUUUGUUCUUGUUCUAACAUCACCUUUGACAAAGAUCAACCAUAAAUAUAGCCAUG